CCCAGCGGCAUCCGCACAGGGACUACAUUUCCCGGAAUGCUCAGCGGUAGCGAGAGUCCUUGCGCAUGCGCGCCGCCUGGCCCGAUGGGCUUGAUGGGAGGGCUGCAGCGCACCACGAAUGGAGGACGGGGGCGGGGCGGACCUCGGAGGGAGGGGUGGAGAAGAUAGGUCUACCCCAGCUGAUAAUGUGCCGUGGGCGCUGUGACGCCAAGGCGUGCGCUCUACAGCGCGGGAAUAAGGUCUGUUGAGUUGGUAUCCGGCCUGGAUGCCUGGCUUCCAGGCUCUGCUGUUGUGGCGCUUCACAAUUCAUCCAGCUGAAGGAGGAGACCCGUUGAACUGGCUCUUCUCAGGGCCUCUCUCUGAGUUUUAUUUCAAAGAUUGCACUGUAUUUAUUCACAGAGUAAUUGUGUUUUGGAUUUUGCUACUUGACCUUAUUAAAGAUGAAUGAAAAAAAAUUGGAAACAACUCCACAGCAGCGGAAACUUCCAGAAUGGAUGUCUAUGCAGAAUGAGAGAUGUCAUGUAGAAGAAAGAAAGGCAUCUGUUCAGAGGAGUAUUUUUGAAGAUGUUCUCCCCUUCUUAGAGUUCACUGGAUCCAUUGUUUAUAGUUAUGAAGCUAGUGAUUGUUCUUUUCUGUCAGAAGAUAUUAGCAUGAGUCUGUCUUUUGGAGAUGUGGUAGGAUUUGACAUGGAAUGGCCAUCAGUAUACACUCCAGGGAAGCAGGGCAGAGUUGCACUGAUUCAGUUAUGUGUGUCAGAGAGCAAAUGUUACUUGUUUCAUAUUUCUUCUAUGGCAGUUUUUCCUCAGGGAUUAAAAAUGUUGCUUGAAAAUGAAGCAAUUAAAAAAGCAGGUGUAGGAAUCCAAGGAGAUCAGUGGAAACUUCUAAAGGACUUUGACAUCAAGUUGAAGAGUUUUGUGGAGCUGACAGAUGUUGCUAAUGACAAGCUGAAAUGUAAAGAGACCUGGAGCCUCAAUGGUUUGGUUAAACACCUCUUUGGCAAACAGCUUCUGAAAGACAGGUCUAUCUGCUGUAGCAACUGGAGUAAUUUUCCUCUUACUGAAGAUCAGAAACUGUAUGCAGCCACUGAUGCGUAUGCUGGUCUCAUCAUUUAUCGAAAAUUAGAGAAUUUAAGUGAUGCUGUGCAAAUGUUUGCUAUAAAAAAAGAGGAAGAAAUGCUAUCUAGUGAUGUGAAGAAACAACUGAUUUCAGUAUCUGAGGAUAUGAUGGAUCUGGCUAAGCGUCUUCCUGACACUUUGAAAAAAUUGGAAGAUCCACAGAGGAUUUCUACACUAUUAAAUGAUAUUUCAGAAAAUCUGUAUUCAUGGAGGAAGACGAUAUUUGGUUCAGCUGAGACUGAACUGAGGCCCAGUGCUAAUUUUCACUUAUCACCAUUGGAAAAUCCAACUGCUGAUGGAGUACAACAGAAACAAAUUAGAGAACAUGAAAGUUUUACUAAAGUUAAAGAUGAGACGUGGGACACAACACUUGAUAUAAUUAAACAUGAUGAGGAAAAUGUACUUGGAAAUGAAGUAAAACAAAGAGAAGAUGGGCUUGAAGAUGUAUUAGAAGAAGACAAUAAGUUGAGAGAGAACACAGAAAGAAUUUGUUUGCACUCAUUAGAUAUUACAGAAUAUGAACUACAGAUUUUGGAGCAGCAGGCUCAGGAAAAACUUGUUAGUGAUGUUACUUGCAAAUCUCCUGAGGAUUUAUUUUCCAAGGAUAAUGAAGAGGAUCUAUCUUAUAUAAUUGAAAGUGAUGAAGAUUUAGAACUAGAGAUGAUUAAGUCUUUAGAAAAUCUAAAUAGUGGCACGGCAGAUUCAAUUCAUUCAAAAGGCAUAAAAAUGGACAGAAAUCUGGAUGUUCCUUUUGAAGAUGAUGAAGAUGAGUUUGAAACUAUUAAAGAAGAAGGAGAUGAUGAAGACCAUUCAUUACCAGGACCUAAUGAAAUGCAAAUUAAUUUCCUCAAGAAGUACUUUGGCCAUUCAAGUUUUAAACCGGUUCAGUGGAAGGUGAUUCAUUCUGUACUGGAAGAAAGAAGAGAUAAUGUUGUUGUGAUGGCAACUGGAUAUGGAAAGAGUUUGUGCUUCCAGUUCCCACCUGUGUAUGUAGGCAAGAUUGGCCUUGUCAUCUCUCCUCUUAUUUCUUUGAUGGAAGACCAAGUGCUCCAGCUUCAAAUGUCCAACAUUCCAGCUUGUUUUCUGGGAUCAGCACAGUCAAAAAAUGUUCUAGAGGAUAUUAAAUUAGGCAAAUAUCAAAUUGUGUAUGUAACUCCAGAAUUCUGUUCAGGUAACUUGAGCCUACUCCAGCAACUUGAGGCUAAUAUUGGUAUUACACUUAUUGCUGUGGAUGAGGCUCACUGUAUUUCUGAAUGGGGACAUGAUUUCAGGAAUUCAUUCAGGACUUUGGGCUCCCUAAAGAAAGCACUCCCCACGGUUCCAAUUGUCGCAGUCACUGCUACUGCAAGUUCUUCAAUCCGGGAAGACAUUAUACAUUGCUUAAAACUGAAGAAUCCUCAGAUUACCUGUACUGGUUUUGAUCGACCAAACUUGUAUUUGGAAGUUGGACGAAAAUCAGGAAACAUCCUUCAGGAUCUAAAGCAAUUUCUUGUCCAAAAGACAAGUUCCACCUGGGAAUUUGAAGGUUCAACUAUCAUCUAUUGUCCUUCCAGAAAAAUGACAGAAGAAGUUACAGCUGAACUUAGGAAGGUGAAGUUAGCCUGCGGAACAUACCAUGCAGGCAUGUGUGUUACCGCAAGGAGAGAGGUUCAUCACAGGUUCAUGAGAGAUGAAAUUCAGUGUGUCGUGGCUACCAUAGCUUUUGGCAUGGGCAUUAAUAAAGCUGACAUUCGCAAGGUCAUUCAUUAUGGCGCUCCUAAGGAAAUGGAAUCCUAUUACCAGGAGAUUGGGAGAGCCGGCCGUGAUGGACUUCAGAGUUCUUGUCAUGUACUCUGGGCUCCAGUAGACAUUCAGUCAAAUAGGAACCUCCUUAGUCAGAUACCCAGUGAAAAGUUUCGAUUAUAUAAACUAAAUAUGGUGGCAAAGAUGGAAAACUAUCUUCUUUCCAGAAGAUGUAGGCGACAAAUCAUCUUGUCUCAUUUUGAAGACAAACAACUACGAAAGGCCUCUGUGGGUAUUAUGGAAACUGAAAAAUGCUGUGAUAAUUGCAGGUCCAGAUUGGAUCGUUGCUUUUCCAUUGAUGACUCAGAUGAUACCCCACAGGACUUUGGUCCACAGGCAUUCCAGCUAUUAUCUGCUGUGAACAUCUUAGGAGAAAAGUUUGGAAUUGGGCUUCCGAUUUUAUUUCUCCGAGGAUCUAAUUCCCAGCGUCUUGCAGAUCAAUAUCGCAAACAUGAUUUAUUUGGCAAUGGCAAGGAUCACACAGAGAAUUGGUGGAAGGCUUUGUCCCGUCAGCUCAUGACUGAGGGAUUCUUGAUGGAAAUUCCUGGGUCUUCCAAAUUUAUAAGGAUUUGCACUCUUACGAAAAAGGGUAGAGACUGGCUUGAUAAAGCCAAAACAGAAUUUCCUAAGAAACUUAUCCUUCAAGCUAAUGAAGAAUUGUGUCUAACAGAGUUUCCUCAACCAAGUUCUAAAACCGUAUCACUUGGCACGCAACAGUGUUCCUAUACUCAAGAACCAACUGAAUUAACUGCAGAGAAGCAGUCUAACUUGGAGAAGAUGUAUUCUUACAAAGCAUCUGAUAAAAUUUCUUCUGGCAGUAACAUUCCCAAAAGAAGCAUCAUGGUACAUUCACCAGGAAAAUCUUACAAGUCCUCAGAACCUGUUAUUUCAGCUGAAGAGCAGAAGACUCAGACUAUGCUGUAUAGCAAACUGGUGGAAGCAAGGCAGGAACAUGCCAAUCAAAAGGGUGUUCCUCCCGCUAUUCUGGCAACAAAUAAGAUACUGCUGGAUAUGGCCAAAAUAAGACCUACUACAGUUGAAAAUGUGAAAAGGAUCGAUGGUGUUUCUGAAGGCAAAGCUCUUAUGUUGGCCCCUCUGUUGGAAGUUAUCAAACAUUUCUGUCAAAAAAAUAGCAUUCAGACAGACGUCUUUCCAAAUACAAAACUUCAGGAAAAACAAGGGAACAGUCUGGUGCCGAAAAAUGGAGCAUGCUCCCUUUCGCAGUCUGUGGCCAUCACGUAUUCUUUAUUCCAAGAAAAGAAGAUGUCUUUGAUGAGGAUAGCUGAGAAUAGGAUUCUGCCUCUCACAGCAGUUGGCAUGCACUUAUCCCAGGCGGUGAGAGCUGGCUGCCCACUUGAUACGGAGCGAGCAGGCCUGACUCCAGAGGUUCAGAAGAUUAUUGCUGAUGUUAUCCGAAACCCUCCCAUCAACUCAGAUAUAAAUAAAAUCAAACUUAUUAGAGCAUUGGUUCCUAAAAACAUUGACACAUACCUUAUCCAUAUGGCAAUUGAGAUCCUGGAAAAAGAUGGUGACAACAGACGGUUAGACCAGCUUUCCUGUGAUUCCACCAGAAAGAGAUGUUUCCCCAACUCUGAAGAGAGCUGUUCAAGUUCUAAGAGAAGCAAGGAAGAAAUUUCACUUGUAACCUCAAUGAGAAAAUUACCCGAGUGGUUUGCCAAAGAAAAUGAGACUUCAGCUGAGACCAGCAAGCAAUCAAUGGCCAAAACAAAAAAGAGAGGUCUUUUUAGUUAAAUUGGUGAUUGCCAGAGGAAUUAUGUGUGUCUUGCUGUAUUAUAAGAGGGGAUCUUGUUUCAUUUCUGAAAAUAGCGGGGGCCAACAUUUCAGUUUAAAAAUUAUUCUAAUCUCUAAAGUAAAACUCACCUAUUUGUUGAACAGCUGGCAUCUCCUUGUACAGUUACUUGAGUCUUCUGAGAGCCUGACUGAGUACAUCAUAGAAUAGAGUAAUAGUUUCCUUUAAGAUUGCUUUAAGAAACUCUGUUACUGCUCAGUUUUCUAAUCUCUUUAUUUCAACAGUAUAUUUGGAAAUUUUAAGGAGUGGUGAUUUGAUAUAAAUAACAGAUUGGUAGUUGUGUGGUGAUUAUGUAUGUGAUAUAAAUUCUUCAUAUAUUACCAAAAUUCAUUCUUGUGAAUUAAGGAAGCAUAGUUAUUUUACAAUUGUCCUUGCUAUCUUUAGAAGAAACUCUUACAUACAUUGAUAAAUGGUAUUAAUAAACCAGACCAGUGAAAAUGAAGCAUUUUGGAUUCCAUGUAAGUAGGGAAAAAUAAUAUUACAAAGGAGACCAAUUGCAUUGGGCAUCUGUGCCCUUUGAUUUUAUAUACUACUUUUUUUAUUUUUCAAAUAAUAAAUUCCUUCAUACUGAAUGUUACAAAGAUAGAUAUAUGUAUAUAUAUAUAUAUAUAUAUUUUUUUUUUUUUUUAACUUUUAUUUGCUUAAUUACUUUGAGCACCUUUAGUUUUUGAGGAUGUUGGAUUUGAUUCUAAUACCUCUUUAUGUAGUAUGUGCAACUUUAGUAUCAAAACCCAUACUCUGGCACUGGGUUUUAUAAACCAUAGUUAAUAUAACUUUAACCAGUUCACCAUAUGGCCUUUAACUGACUUUUCUGUGACUAAAGAUAAUUGUUGUUAAUAAAGAAGGAAUAUUGCAGAAGAAGUAGAAAAUCCAGAGAAAUGAAAAAAAAAAAAAAAAAAAAAUCGCCGGUGGUUUUACCAUUAGGUAAUCAGUUGACCCCUUUUGUGUAUCCUGCUAAACCUCUUUAUAUUCACUUUAUUUCUUUGUUACAUGAAUAAUACAUGAAUGUAUUUACUUUGUAAACACUUAAGUGAAAACACAAAAGUCCUCUGUAAUCCCAUUUCUCACCAUGUCAGUACCAGCCCCUUUCCAGAAGGUAGACCCUAUUAAAUGUGACCUAUAGCUCUCUAAUCAUUCUUCAUUCAUUUACAUGCUUUACAUAUACAUCUACACCCACAUUCUUGCUUUUCAACAUGAAUCAGAGUCCACUACGUGCAAUUUCCUGCAAUAAACUCUUUUCACUUAAUAUGUUAUGAAGAACUUUCCAUUUGAGUAUAUAUAUUGGUCUGUCUCAUUUUUUUAUAGCUACAUACCAUUAUAUCUGAUGAAUAUACUAUAAAGUUAUAUAAUCACUUCUCUCGGUGAUUUUUGUCAUUUUUCUAAAUUUCAGAUUAUGUCUAGAAGUAGAAUUAGUCAAAUUUAUAUUUCACUUGAAAUGCUCUGAACAUUUUUUUUUCUCAUGUCAUUAAGUUGUUUUCCACAGAUCCUUUUCUUGUGGCUUUCUAUAGUACAGGGAUUCUGAAAGUGUGUGGUCUGCAGACUUGUAGGAAUCUUUGAGCCCCUUUCAGGGGACCUGCAAAGACAAAACUAUCUUCAUCAUCUCAAGACGUUAUCUGCCUUUUGUCCUCUGUUGCGAUAUGUGUUGAGUCGUGAGUAAAACCACUGGUGCUUCAGUGCAGAUCACGGCAGUGACACCAAAUUAUUGAUUUUAUUAAUUCUCAGUCGUUAACACACUUUGCUCUGUACCAAUGUGUGAUGGUGCCCUCCAGAAAAAGCACUUGUUUGAUUGUUUGAAUUGUGAAUUGAAUUAGUUCUUUUUUUCCAUGGAAUACCAUUUUUACUGAAAAGAAUGACAAAACUGUGAUUGGCUAUUCAGACUUGGGUGUUUGGUGAACAUUUUCUCAAAACUGAAUGAAGCCACCCUAUCACUUCAAGGAAAACUAUGGUUAUUUGUUGCCAGUGAUAAAAUUUGAGAUUUCUGGCGGAAUUCAUAGUUUUGGAAAACUUAUGUCUGCUACCAGGAGUUUGAAAGCUUCCCAUAAUAUAAAGACUUUUCUAAUGAGAUGUUAAUCCUGUGAUUAAUACAUUUUUUGUUAUCGUACAAUGGUUUUUGUCAACAUUUAGAAGAUCUGCAUAACUCAGUGAAUUAAUAUUUUCUGGAUGACUAAUAUAUGAUCUUAUAAAAUCAUGCAUGGGGGGUAAAUGAUUCAUUCAAACCACACAAUGGCCCAGUGGAUUUUAAUGUAGCAGAGUAGGAAAACGUUCAUUUAUACUUUCAGAUAUAAAUGUUUCAGAUUACACACUGCACCCAAUCUUUAAGAAACUACAGGUGUCCGGGACACCUGAGUGGCUCAGUCAGUUAAGCGACUGACUUUGGCUCAGGUCAUGAUCUCAACGGUUCAUGAGUUCGAGCCCCGCGUCAGGCUCUGUGCUGACAGCUCAGAGUCUAGAGCCCACUUCAGAUCCUGUGUUUCCCUCUGUCUGCCCCUCCCCCUCUUACACUCUGUCUCUCACUCUGUCUCAAAAAUAAACAUUAAAAAAAAUUUUUUUUUAAUAAAAACUACAGGUGUCCAGCUUUGGUAUAGUUCCAAAGAAGCGUGUCUAUAAUUAUCUCGAAAAGCUAUUAAAAUACUCCUCCCCUUUUGCAACUACUUGCCUGUUUAAUGUCAUACUUUUCUUCAGAAACAUCAACCAAAAGAAUGCAUUUUGAAACAGACUGAGUAUAGAAGCAAAUCUGAGAAUCCAGACACCUCUGUUAAGCCAGACAAUGCCAUUCUUCUCACUAUUUUGUGGGGGAUAUUUUUUAAAGAUGUAUUUAUGUUACCAUGUGAUGGAUUUACUGCUGCUUUUUUAAAAUUAAUAAACAUUUCUUUAAAAUUU
Molecule: messenger RNA, 7587 nt
Organism: Leopardus geoffroyi (Geoffroy's cat)
Lineage: Eukaryota; Metazoa; Chordata; Mammalia; Carnivora; Felidae
Gene: WRN
Product: WRN RecQ like helicase
Exons: 34
Coding region: 441-4649 (1402 amino acids)
Biological process (GO): telomere maintenance; DNA replication; double-strand break repair via homologous recombination
Cellular component (GO): cytoplasm; nucleoplasm; chromosome
Molecular function (GO): 3'-5' exonuclease activity; nucleic acid binding; 3'-5' DNA helicase activity
Source: RefSeq, a predicted model, not a curated record